CCCCGCGCAGCACGGACACGGGCCGCGCCGACCAAUGGGGAGGCGAAGCCCCCGCGGGGCGGGCGGGGAGCGCGGGCGCCGGAGCCGCGCGGCGACAUCCGGCGCGGCCACGCGAGGGGGGUCAGUCCGACCUGCGAGACUGCCUUGUGUCGCUUCCAUUUUCCUUUUGAAUUCCUGCUUUGCAGACAGCAAUGGCAGCCCGAGUACUAGUAAUUGGCAAUGGAGGAAGGGAACAUACGCUGGCCUGGAAACUUGCACAGUCUAGUCAUGUCAAACAAGUGUUGGUUGUUCCAGGAAAUGCAGGCACUGCCUGCUCUGAAAAGAUAUCAAAUACUGCCGUCUCCAUCAGUGAUCACGCUGCCCUUGCUCAGUUCUGCAAAGAUGAGAAAAUUGAAUUCGUAGUUGUUGGACCAGAGGCACCUCUGGCUGCAGGAAUUGUUGGGAACCUGACGUCUGCAGGAGUGCGAUGCUUUGGUCCCACAGCAGAAGCAGCUCAGUUAGAGUCGAGCAAAAGAUUUGCCAAAGAAUUUAUGGACCGACAUGGAAUCCCAACUGCACAGUGGAGAGCUUUCACCAAACCUGAAGAGGCCUGCAGCUUCAUCAUGAGUGCAGACUUCCCUGCUUUGGUUGUGAAGGCCAGUGGGCUUGCCGCCGGGAAAGGAGUGAUUGUUGCAGGGAGCAAAGAAGAGGCCUGCAGAGCUGUCCAGGAAAUCAUGCAGGAUAAAGCUUUUGGAGCAGCUGGAGAAACAAUUGUCGUUGAAGAACUUCUUGAGGGAGAAGAGGUGUCUUGUCUGUGCUUCACUGAUGGAAGGACUGUGGCCCCCAUGCCCCCAGCACAGGACCAUAAGCGACUGCUCGAGGGAGAUCGCGGCCCCAACACAGGGGGAAUGGGAGCCUACUGCCCAGCACCUCAGGUUUCUAAGGAUUUGUUGCUAAAAAUUAAAAACAUCAUUCUUCAGAAGACGGUGGAAGGCAUGCAGCAGGAGGGUAUGCCAUACACAGGUGUUCUCUAUGCUGGUAUAAUGCUGACCAAGGAUGGCCCAAAAGUUCUGGAGUUUAAUUGCCGCUUUGGUGAUCCAGAGUGCCAAGUGAUCCUCCCACUUCUUAAAAGUGACCUUUAUGAAGUGAUUCAGUCUACCUUAGACGGCCUGCUCUGCACAUCUCCUCCUGUUUGGCUUGAAAACCACACCGCCGUAACUGUUGUCAUGGCAAGUAAAGGUUAUCCAGGAGACUAUACCAAGGGUGUGGAGAUAACAGGGUUUCCUGAGGCUCAAGCUUUAGGACUGGAGGUGUUCCAAGCAGGCACUGCCCUGAAAGACGGCAGAGUGGUGACUAACGGGGGUAGAGUCCUUUCCGUAACAGCCAUCCGGGAAAAUCUCAUCUCGGCCCUUGAAGAAGCCAAGAAAGGACUAGCUGCUAUCAAGUUUGAGGGAGCCAUUUACAGGAAGGACAUCGGCUUCCGUGCCAUAGCUUUCCUCCAGCAGCCCAGGGGCCUGACUUACAAGGAAUCUGGGGUAGACAUUGCAGCUGGAAAUAUGCUGGUCCAGAAAAUCAAACCUUUAGCAAAAGCCACCUCCAGACCAGGCUGUGACGUUGAUCUUGGAGGUUUUGCUGGUCUUUUUGAUUUGAAAGCAGCCGGUUUCAAAGAUCCUCUUCUGGCCUGUGGAACAGAUGGCGUUGGAACUAAACUGAAGAUCGCCCAGCAGUGCAAUAAACACGACACCAUUGGUCAGGAUUUGGUCGCCAUGUGUGUAAAUGAUAUUCUGGCACAAGGAGCAGAGCCUCUCUUCUUCCUCGAUUACUUUUCCUGUGGAAAACUUGACCUCCACACGACCGAAGCUGUUGUUGCUGGAAUCGCAGAAGCUUGUGGAAAAGCUGGAUGUGCUCUCCUUGGAGGUGAAACAGCAGAAAUGCCUGACAUGUAUCCUCCUGGAGAGUACGACCUAGCCGGUUUUGCCGUCGGCGCCAUGGAGCGGGAUCAGAAACUCCCUCACCUGGAAAGAAUCGCUGAAGGGGAUGUUGUUAUCGGAAUAGCUUCAUCUGGUCUUCAUAGCAAUGGAUUUAGCCUCGUGAGGAAAAUUGUAGCGAAAUCUUCCCUCCAGUACUCCUCUCCAGCACCUGAUGGCUGUGGGGAGCAGACCUUAGGAGACUUACUUCUAACUCCAACCAGAAUCUACAGCCAUUCACUGUUACCUGUCCUACGUUCAGGACACGUCAAGGCUUUUGCCCAUAUUACUGGUGGAGGAUUGCUAGAAAACAUCCCCAGAGUCCUCCCUCAGAAAUUUGGGGUGGAUUUAGAUGCCCAGACCUGGAGGAUCCCCAGGAUCUUCUCGUGGUUACAGCAGGAAGGACACCUCUCUGAAGAAGAGAUGGCCAGAACAUUUAACUGUGGGAUUGGCGCUGCCCUUAUAGUAUCAAAGGAUGUGACAAAGCAGGUUCUGAGGGAUAUUCAGCAGCACAAGGAAGAGGCCUGGGUGAUUGGCAGCGUAGUUGCGUGUUCUGAAGGUUCUCCUCGUGUGAAAGUCAAGCAUCUGAUUGAAACCAUGCAAAUAAAUGGAUCGAUGUUGGCAAAUGGUGCCCUGAAAAAUCAUUUCUCUGUCCAACCAAAAAAGGCAAGAGUGGCUGUCUUAAUAUCUGGAACAGGAUCAAACCUCCAAGCUCUCAUAGACAGUACUCGAGAGCCAAGUAGCUCUGCACACAUUGUUGUUGUUAUCUCCAACAAAGCUGCAGUGGCUGGAUUAGAUAAAGCGGAAAGAGCUGGAAUUCCCACGAGAGUAAUUAAUCAUAAAUUAUACAAAAGUCGUGUAGAAUUUGACACUGCAAUUGACCAAGUCCUUGAAGAGUUCUCCACCAGCCUAGUCUGUCUUGCAGGAUUCAUGAGAAUUUUAUCUGGCCCCUUUGUCCGAAAGUGGAAUGGGAAAAUGCUCAACAUACACCCAUCCUUGCUCCCCUCUUUUAAGGGUUCAAAUGCCCAUGAGCAAGUCCUGGACGCUGGAGUCACAGUCACUGGGUGCACCGUGCACUUUGUAGCUGAAGAUGUAGAUGCUGGACAAAUUAUUUUACAAGAAGCUGUUCCAGUGAAGAGGGGUGACACUGUUGCAACUCUGUCUGAAAGAGUGAAAUUGGCAGAACAUAAAAUAUUUCCCGCAGCCCUCCAGCUGGUGGCCAGUGGAACCAUACAGCUUGGGGAAAAUGGCAAGAUCUGUUGGGUCAAAGAGGAAUGAACCUCCUAAUUCAGGAAUGGAGUCAAUUUUGAAAGAAGUCUGGCUGUUUGCAUGGUGGCUUUUUGUUAUGGACCUGGCCCCAAAGAAAAACUGAUAGAAAAGAGGACCUCACCCUUACCUCUUUGGCCAUUUUUUAAUGAACAGAGAUUCAUUAAAAACAACUGGUACAGCAUAUCUAAGACAUAGGUGUAUUGUCUCCAGUAGUCUUUCAGGUUUACCUGUUUAGGACCUUCUUCUUCAGAAUCAGGCUAGUCAUUCAGAGUUCCUCUCACUUUCAGCCAACUAAAAUACCAAAAUUCUUAGUCUUUCUUAUCCUCUAUUUGUGACCAAUAUCACUUCCAUUUUUUUUUUAAGUUAACUGUUCUCUACUCUUUGAAACGUUAACCAAGUCCAGUAAGUUAGUAUCUCUUCCCCAUAUUGUAUAUCUGUGCUGAUUUGAAUUGAGACUUACCUAAUUAUUCUGAUCAUAAUUUAGUGUCAUAAAAUUUCUGGGUGGCUCCCAUUUCUGAGGGAUAGUUUCCUUUGUGCUUUGAAAUAUCAUUAACAUUCCUCUAAUUAUGGACAGUUUCUAUAGUGCCUAGAUUUUAGCUUCACAGUUAUUCUAUGGAUUAUAAACAUCCAUACCUAUAUAAAUCACUAAAGGGUUAAAGGAAGAGUUUCGGUGGCUUCUAGAUUCAAACAUAGGACUUUAGGCAUGUUACUAAUCCUCCCUGUCAGUUUCCCCAUCUACUAAAGUAGAUAAAUGCCUAUCAUAUGGUUGUUUUGAUAAUUAAAUUCAAUACAUGUGAAGUGCUAAGAACAAUGGUUGGCCCAGAGCAGGCACUCAAAGGUUAGCAUUUAUUUCAUAAUUCCUCCACAUUAUAAAGGCUGUUGUAAUUCACUAUUCAUUCAACAAAUACAUCUUGAGCAUAAAAUCAAGAAUGGUGAUAGAUGGAAUAUUGGAAGUGUGGUAGGUACUGUUUUGGAGAGGAAUGAGGGCAGAUGGAGGGCAAUCCACCCAGACUAGUAAAGAGUAUAAUGGGACAGCGUGGAUUUCCCACUCCAGCUGGUCAUUUCCAAUCUGGAUAUGCAAUUCUGCAACUAGGAGGUCAAGGUUGACAUAGUGGGCACUUGUGCAUGACCCUGUCCCUAAGACACCAAGCCUAGUACCACAUUUCUGUCAUAGCUGAGUGAACAAGGAAUGGCCACCUGGCCCAAAGGCAGCCAGCCAUCCUUAGACUGCUGAGCAGCCUUCAAGGUGGUGUGGCCUGAGACUCUGCCUGCCCAGCGGGGUGCACCUUACUCAAAGGGUACCUGGAGCCUCUGUUCAAAUCCUCCUUUGGAGUUUAACUCAAGACCUAACAGCAAAGGACUCUUACAGUACUUAUAUACAGAAGAUAGUAAACUGUGGCCUUAAGACAGGAAAGAGUAAAGCGUCAAGAGGAACGGAGUGGAGCUGUGACAGACCCCUUCACCAACAGACCCUAAUCACUGCCUCUGGUGCAGGCAGGCUUCCCCAGGCUGGGAGCUGGCUGACGUUACCCUUCCUCACUGACUAGGCGGCAGCUGCCAUCAGGUGGGAUGUCCAGGCGCAUCAUUUCCUCAUUUCAAAGGCAUCUUAUAUGCCUUUGCUAUAAAAACAAUUGAUUCAUUUGUUCUGGAGAAGUCACUCAACAUUAUUAAACACCUAUUACAUAUAUGCCAAACACUGUCCUAUGAAGUUUAUGAAAAGUUAAAAGCUUUAAAGGAAAAUGAUAUUGGUUGAUAAAAUCACAUACUGUGGUGAAAGUGGAGGCUGGGACCAGGAUGUAAAUUAGAAAAGUCAAUGUGAGCUUAUGACUUUAGAAAUAGAAUUUUCUAACCCUUACUUUGAUACUAAUCUCCACUAAAAGGAACCUGGGCUUCGUGUAAAGUAGCUGAUGCCAUAUCUUAGGAAGAAUGAAAAUGUGUCUAAAAAUCUGGUUGCCAGAAACCAAAACACACUUGAAAAUAGCAAGGAUGAUACUGAAAGAACAAAGGAGUCAACUUAAAGGGCAUCCCAUGUCCAGUUUGUGAUAAACUGAAUACCGUUUGAACAUGUUGAGUAUGUGAGCAGCCAUUAGUUUAUAAUGAUACUCAAAGAGAAAAGGUCAUUUAAGUUAUGAAAAAUCAAUGCGAAAAAGAAGGGUGAAAACAAGAUGUUAAUAUUUCAUUAAUGUAAUAAAUAUGGAUAUUUAUCAUUUA
This is a messenger RNA of Equus quagga, 5426 nucleotides long. RefSeq names its product trifunctional purine biosynthetic protein adenosine-3. The record is from RefSeq and is a predicted model, not a curated record. Gene Ontology annotation, molecular function: ATP binding; metal ion binding; phosphoribosylformylglycinamidine cyclo-ligase activity. Gene Ontology annotation, cellular component: cytosol. The transcript is spliced from 22 exons. The coding region runs from base 192 to 3224 and encodes 1010 amino acids. Gene Ontology annotation, biological process: adenine biosynthetic process; 'de novo' IMP biosynthetic process. Lineage: Eukaryota; Metazoa; Chordata; Mammalia; Perissodactyla; Equidae.